Blastocystis hominis is the source of this 4779-nucleotide messenger RNA. RefSeq lists its product as hypothetical. The transcript has a single exon. Lineage: Eukaryota; Bigyra; Opalinata; Blastocystidae. The coding region runs from base 1 to 4779 and encodes 1592 amino acids. The record is from RefSeq and is a predicted model, not a curated record.
AUGUCUCAAUGUCCUCCAGGGAAGGUGCGCUGUGACAGUGGCGUUUGCAGAGAUAAUGUGGACGAGUGUAUUGUGAAAGAGCCUUGCCCUGCUGAUAAGCCGUUACGGUGCAUUGAUGGGUCCUGCUCAUCCAUGGUGGAUGUGAGUUGCCAGAGCAUUGUGACCUGCCCUCCUCACUUCACCCUCACGACCGAUCACCGAUGUAUUCCUGAUUCACUCCGCGAGUCGUCCCUGGUGAGCAGCUCGGGCACGUGCCCCUCAUUCAUGGUGAAUUGUCCGGAUGGCUCGUGCGCUCUUACCGAAUUCUUGUGUGAAAAGGCCACCGUCUGUCCGUAUGGAUUCGUUCUGUGUCCUGAUGGGUCUUGCAGAGCGCAUGAGAUGAUGUGUCCAUCAGAUAAGGACUAUUGCUUGCCUCCGAUGAUCCAAUGCCCCACCAAAGAAUGUGUGAAGCGCCCUGAGGAUUGCUCGCAGGGCAUCGUGUGUCCUCCCGACCGCCCUGUGCUAUGCUAUGAUCGUUUCUGCUAUGCUUCGAUGCGAGAAUGUCUCUCUGUAAUGAUGGGCGAUGCUGUGCUCUAUUUCAAUGCGUCCAAGCCUCCCCAGUUCUUCGAUCGUAACACGUUGGCAAGUAACGACUCGGGCAUGAUUGUGGAUCCCGCGAUUUUGGAGCUCAGCAUGACUUGCCCUUACGCUUAUCCAUAUUACUGCAAGAGUACUACCCAGUGUGUAGCCUCCAUGGAUGCGUGUCCGCAUUAUCCUCCCUGCCCUUCUUCUUAUCCCUAUCGAUGCUUUGAUGGACGAUGCGUAGCUUCGGAGAUUUCGUGUCCCAGCUUCAAUGAGUUCACGAAUGUCACGCGAUGUCCUCACAGCUGGGUCUAUUGUCGCACAAUGCACAAGUGCGUGAAGAACAUGCGUCAAUGUCCGAUUCUUCGUGUGUGUGCCUCGAACGAGUUCCUCUGCAGUGAUGGCUCCUGUGUCUCUAUUAUUGGCUCUCUUCUGCCUCGUCCGCAGUUUAUUUCUGAAACGAAUGUGGUUGGGAAUCUGUGGUACACCUUCUUUUCGCGAUACGAUCUUUACUCCUAUAUGAAUUCCAUGAUUACAACACUCGUAGAGCAAUGCGUUUUUGAAGGAAAAUGGGAAUUGGCCUGGGGGCAGAAUAAGAAUGAUAUCAGGGAUGUUCUCUUCUUGCAAGAUGUCACGACCAGCAUCCAGCAGCGCUGUGAAAAACAGUAUAAUCGAUAUCCCUGCACGGAACCAUCGAUUGAGUCUAUUCUGGUGAAUCAAUGUUCAUCUGAUCAAAAGCGGUGCAUUGAUGGUCGUUGUGUGGGACUGAAUGAAGCGUGCCCGUCUGUCACGAUCUGCCCACGCGAUCGACCCAUUCGCUGCAUGAACAACCAAUGCGUAUUCUCUCCAAGCCAAUGUGAAAAGGAAACUCAAUGUCCUGGCAAUACAGUUCUGUGUGAAGAUGGGUCUUGUGCAUCAUCACCCAACCUUUGCUCAUCCAUUCAUUGUCCUGUGGACCUUCCUAUUUUGUGUUGGGACCAAAGCUGUCGUCGCAUUCCUGAGGAUUGUCCCAAGAUGCAAAGUUGUAGCGAUGGCUUGUUCUUCUGCAGCAUCACUGGAAGAUGUGUAUAUGACCGAACAACCUGUUCAUCAAGUACUCUCCUGCAUUUUGACUUUGACAUAGAUUCGCUAAACGUCACAGAUGAAAAUCGCUCCGCUUUCGACUUUUGCUUUGGGAAGUAUUUAUGCGAAGACGGAUCGUGUCGUGAGUCUCCGUUCGAUUGUCCAGAGUUACAGUGUCCAUUCACAGCUCCCCAUCGUUGUAACAAUGGCUUGUGUGUGCACUAUGAAUGGGAAUGUCCCGAAAUGAUAGGAACGUCGCCUACAGAGAGUAGUUUAUACCUAUGUUCCGAUCAGUCCAUUGUGACCAAUCCAAAGGACUGCCCCUUAUCCUACUAUUGUCCGGCUCCCUAUCAUCGAUGUCAAAACGGUUUGUGUGUGCUUUCACUGUCACUCUGCCCGGUGACCGCCACGCUUAUCGAGGGUGCGGAAGCCUUGAACUCGAACCAUCCUUCCUUACAAUUCCUGAAAGAGAGUGUGAAUGACUUUAUAACAAACGAGUUUAUUGCGAAUGGAAACUCUACUUGUACCCACUCUGCACCAUUCUUGUGUGCAACGGGCGAAUGUGUCACCUCCUAUUCGUACUGUCCAGCCAUUCGUCCUUGCUCUUCUGUGUAUCUGAAGAAUGGAGACUAUCGUUGUCCGGACCGUAGCUGUAUCACAGACACGCAUUUCUGUUUCAACAUAACUGCGUGCCCUUCUUCUCUGCCUGUAAUGUGCUUAUCCGGACCCUACAGCGGAAUGUGUGUAAGUGAUGAAGGGCAGUGUUUGGGUGAGAAUGGCUGCCCAUUGUCCUCGCCGUACCGUUGCCUGAAUGGGCAAUGCGCCACUUCCCAAACAGCUUGCAUGGUUGUUUCUUCGUCCAAUGGUUGCCCUGCAUCCACUCCUGUUCGAUGCAACAAUCAUCAGUGUGUUGCUUCGAUUCUGGAUUGUCCUCUUGUGAAUGGUUGUUCUCCGGCUACUCCUUUCAAAUCACGGAGUGGAAAUUGCUGUGCUUCUCCCGAAAACGACCCCUUGUUCCAAAACAACACAAAAACAGCAUCCUGCUCUUCUGCAACGCCUACUCGAUGCUGGGAUGGAACGUGUGUUGUGUCUCCUGGAUAUUGUUCUUCCAUCUCUGGUUGUUCUCUCUCAAAUCCGAUUCGUUGUGCAUCCGGGGAAUGCGGAACUUACCCACACCAGUAUGCUAUGGAGCCGUUUAUUGGAUCGAUUUCUGGAAGUUGGAUCGAUGAAAAGAUCUACGAUCAGAUCAUGAAUGACGUUUGUCAACCCACUCCUGUUUGUCCUCCUGAUCUCCCCUAUCUUUGCUCAGACAUGUCCUGUGUCUCUGAUUAUUCCAUGUGCAGACCUUGUAAGCACUGCAAGAGGGGAAAUCGUGAUUGGUCUCUCUGCCCAAGUUCGCGUCCAAUCUAUUGUGAAGACGGUUCGUGCGUGUCCAAUCAGGGAGACUGCCGAAAUUUCAGAAAGUGUCCAGCUAGUGAACCCUACGAGUGUUUCAAUGGACGAUGUGCAAGAUCGCCCUUGUUCUGCUUGUAUCAUUCUCUUACCGAUAUGGAGCUUGUAUAUGUCUCAAUUCCAUCGGAGUAUUCGAUUUCGCUCUCCCCACCUCGCUCUUUGGGUGAAAUGAUUGCCGAUUUUUUCUUCUGGUGGCGUGAGGAAGAGAGCAACGAGCAAUCAAGUCCCUAUUCUUUUGCUAUGUGUUCCAAUGGAAUGUUCCAAGACGCAGAGUAUUGCUCCCUCAUUCCUCCUUGUCCUUCUCACAAUUCGAAGCGGUGCUAUUCCGGUGAAUGUGUACCGUUGGAUACGCCUUGUAGCAAUAAUCUCUUUGUGACCUUCCAAGACUAUAUGGAUGUGGUUCCAUUGUCCGCCUACAUUCGACCCUAUUAUUCUGUCUCAAGUCAUGAUGAAGUUCGUCCAGUGUGUCUAUUUGGACAGCUCUGCCCAGAUGGAUUGUGCAGACCCUCAUGUCAGGAAACGAUUGGAUGUGGUCUCAAUCGAGUCAUGUGUCCGGAUGGGUUGUGCGUGGAUCUAAUUCCUGGGCAUAAUGAAACAGAGCUAUGUUUGGGGCAUGGAAAUUGUGAUGACGACAAAGUUCGCUGUUACUAUGGCAGUUGCAUGGAUUCUCUCAGCGACUGCAGCGAAUAUCAUUUCACGAAUUUCAUUGCGACUGAAGCGUUAAUCCAUGUAACGAUGCAGGACGUAUCCAAUGUAUUGCUGUAUACGACGAAUCAUGACUUGUAUGGUGAGCUGGAGAUUGAUGCCAAGCAAUAUCUCUACACCAACAAACCCUUCUUUGUCCAGAUUACGCCGAUUUCGGCGGAAGAUUUGUCUCAACAGAAGGUCGUGAUUGCAAGGGAAGAACGCGCCAAGGAGCUGCAUCUGAACUCCAUUGAGAGCGCUGUUCUGUUCUCCAUGUCGCCUGCCAUCCACAUUCGCUUCAUCUCGAUCGACAACACCACGAAGAUUACUCAGUUGGUGUAUCCGAUGCGGCUUUCUCUCUGGACAAAGAGUGUUGUGCGGUAUUUGCCGGCAGUUGUAUAUGACAACUCGAUUUAUUAUGAUCCAUUGGACGUACAGAAAAGCGAAAUUUGCCCUGCUGUGUGCAUUGGCGAUACUUGGAGUUGCAUGAAUGAAAAUGAUUAUGUUAUUGAGGACGGGAUGUAUUUGAUUCGUGUCGAAAACGAGAUGGAUAUCAUGCUAAUGGUGAGUCCCAAAGAACCGAUGAACACACAAGAGACAGAAAUGGGAACAGUGGUAGAAGUGUUCACUGAAUACCUAAUCAAGUCGCUGAUGAUCACUCUUCCCAUCAUUUUUAUUCUGCUGAUUGCGAUGGUAUUUAGUUUGCGAUGGCGAUUGAAGUGGGAACUCUCAAAGGAGAGCUACAAAACGUCUCGAAUCCGAACCGACAAGGAAGCUGUGUUAUUAAAGGAAUCGUCCCAUACAGGCGAUUGGCUGCAAAUUGAAAGAGAUGUAAAGGGUCAGAGCAAUACAAACCCGUUGGCUAUGCGACGAAUUAUGAAGAAUAUGUUUAAUAGCCAGGUAACUGAAGCCCAAGAGAUAGCGAAGCAUAACGAAGAGAUCAUUGCCGAGUUGACGGAAGAAAAGAAAGCGAUUAUGGUAGGUACUCUGUUUUGGAAUGAAUGUGUAGAAGGAGAUUGA